Messenger RNA from Gastrolobium bilobum, 1887 nucleotides. Its product is annotated as glucose-6-phosphate/phosphate translocator 1, chloroplastic-like. Gene Ontology annotation, biological process: transmembrane transport. The transcript has 6 exons. Gene Ontology annotation, molecular function: triose-phosphate transmembrane transporter activity; phosphoglycerate transmembrane transporter activity; antiporter activity. The coding region runs from base 355 to 1551 and encodes 398 amino acids. NCBI's taxonomy places the organism in Eukaryota, Viridiplantae, Streptophyta, Magnoliopsida, Fabales, Fabaceae. Gene Ontology annotation, cellular component: membrane; Golgi apparatus. The record is from RefSeq and is a predicted model, not a curated record.
GUUUCCCUCACGCCUCCACCAAACCCCUGCUUAACAUGUGAAUAUUUAUACUGAAAUCUAAAAGACGACAACAACAACCAACACCGUUUGAACACAAACAUUGGUGUUUAUCAUAUUUAAUUCAUUCCAAUACUAGAUUCUAAGUGUCAAUAAGAUCAAUAGCCAAGACAUAUUCUUACAUAUAAACAGUGUGUUCGGGAUCGUGAGAGUUUAUUUCACGACCCUGACACAAAAGGGGUUUCUCUGAUUCUGUGUUUGGUUCCUUUCUUUCUCUUUUUUCUGAUUUUCUUAGCAACCCACUGAGGUUUUGUUUGAAAAGUUUGGAUUUUUCACCUACCCUUUAUCUCUCUCACAAUGAUUUCCUCGUUGAGACAACCUAGUAUAGGGAUCAGUGGUUCUGAUUUUGUUUUGAGGAAAAUACAUGCAACCCCAAUUCAGCCAAGGUCGUUUUUACCUUCUCUGUCAAAAGAAAAAGCUCAAAGAUCUGUUGUUUGUGUGCAAAAGCCUCUUCACCUUGCAUCUCUUGGUGCGGGGUCUUUUGGGUCAGUGAAGAAUUUUGAGUCAGCUAAGAAUUUUGGGAGGGAUGAUUUGGUGAAGUGUGGAGCUUAUGAGGCAGAUAGAUCAGAGGUUGAAGCUGCAGGUACACCAUCAGUGGCUGUUAAUAAGGUGAAAAUUGGGAUAUAUUUUGCAACCUGGUGGGCUCUGAAUGUGGUGUUCAAUAUUUAUAACAAGAAGGUUUUGAAUGCCUACCCGUACCCUUGGCUUACUUCAACUCUUUCACUUGCAUGUGGGUCUCUCAUGAUGUUGAUCUCUUGGGCCACCAGAAUAGCAGAGACGCCUAAGACUGAUCUUGAGUUUUGGAAGUCUUUGUUCCCUGUUGCUGUUGCACAUACAAUAGGACAUGUAGCUGCAACGGUUAGUAUGUCAAAAGUUGCAGUAUCAUUUACCCAUAUUAUCAAGAGUGGUGAGCCUGCUUUUAGUGUUCUGGUUUCGAGAUUUAUUUUGGGUGAGACCUUCCCUGUGCCAGUCUAUCUGUCAUUAAUUCCAAUCAUUGGUGGAUGUGCACUUGCUGCGGUGACUGAGCUCAAUUUCAAUAUGAUUGGUUUUAUGGGGGCUAUGAUAUCAAAUUUGGCAUUUGUAUUCAGGAAUAUCUUUUCAAAAAAGGGCAUGAAGGGAAAGUCUGUCAGCGGAAUGAAUUACUAUGCUUGUUUAUCUAUUUUGUCCCUCGCAAUUCUCACACCCUUCGCAAUUGCUGUGGAAGGACCGCAGAUGUGGGCUGCUGGAUAUGAAACAGCCCUCUCUCAAAUUGGACCCCAAUUCAUAUGGUGGGUAGCAGCUCAGAGUAUAUUUUAUCAUCUGUACAAUCAGGUUUCAUACAUGUCUCUGGAUGAGAUCUCUCCCUUGACAUUUAGCAUUGGAAACACCAUGAAACGUAUAUCUGUCAUAGUGUCUUCAAUUAUUAUCUUCCACACACCAGUUCAGCCCAUCAAUGCUCUUGGAGCUGCUAUUGCUGUCCUUGGAACCUUCUUGUAUUCACAGGCAAAACAAUAGUGUUGAGGAAUUAAGAUUCCUCUAGGGACUUGUUUGUUACUGCUCGUCAUGGUCAACAAGGGAUAAGGAAAUUGAUUUUGAAAUGUGACUGCUGGAUUUUUGUAAGAUUAGGAUGAUCUAGCUGUAAGUUCAUCUGUAGAUAAUAAUAAGAAUACCACUUCUGAGGAAACAUUAUCAUAAUACAGAUGAUAAGUUAGAUUUUUUUUUUUUUUUUUCAAUUUCUGAAUUGCCAAUGAGUUGAAAUAAAUGUUGUUGUUUAUAUAAUCUGAGAAUAAUUUCUCAAAACCUUAUUUCCAAUAAGGAUUUCAUAAGAAUAUGAUGCGUGUGAUCUAUUUG